AAAUGAGGCGACGAUGGAGUCGGGUCGUGGCGGUAGCUUAGACGCGUAACAGCGCCGGUCGGUCCGCAGCCUCCAGCUCCGCGCCGCCGCGUUCACCGUGAGGACUCUGAUGUGGACGCGCACCGACAGCUGCCUGUUUCUGAGCGCGUGCACGUGUGGAUAUAGACGCGGUGACAAGCAAACAAACAAACUAUGUCUGCGUGUGGGUCCAAAGUGGGCAUUGCCCUCAUAGUUAUUGGCGUGCUGGCGGCGGUUCUGGGGCUGGUUUUGGUUUUUGUGGGACCAAUAAUCAUCGACGACCAAGUGGUGAAGAACACCGUGAUCGACCCAAACAAUGAGAUGUCCUACACCAUGUGGAAGGACGUCCCCGUUCCCUUUUUCAUGUCUGUCUACUUCUACGACGUCCUCAACUCCAAGGAGAUCCUGAAGGGGGAGAAGCCCAUGGUGGAGCAGAGAGGCCCCUAUGUUUACAGGAAGCACAUUCAGAAGGACAACAUCACAUUCCACGAGAACGGCACCGUGUCCUACAGGGAGUACAGGACCUACUUUUUCGAGCCGUCCAUGUCUGUGGGCAACGAGUCGGACGUCGUCACCAUCCCCAACAUGUUGGUGCUGGGUGCGGCCGUGAUGAUGGAAGACAUGCCCUUUCCAUUGCGGUUGCUGGUCAGCGCCACCUUCAAGACGCUCAAAGAGGGGCCCUUCCUGACCAAGUCUGUCGGGGAGCUGAUGUGGGGCUAUGACAGCAAGCUGGUGGACUUGCUCAAUAAGUACCUGCCCGGCAUGCUCCCCUCAUCAGGGAAGUUCGGCCUCUUUGCUGAAUUCAACAACUCUAACACCGGCCUGUUUACUGUCUUUACUGGAAAAGAGGACAUCAAGAAGGUCCAUAAAGUGGAUUCGUGGAACGGCCUGACGGAGCUGAGCUACUGGCGGACGCCUCAGUGCAACAUGAUCAACGGAACCGCUGGCCAGAUGUGGCCUCCCUUCAUGACCAAACAGAGCACUUUACCGUUUUACAGCCCCGACGCCUGCAGGUCCUUGGAGCUGAUCUACGAGCGCGAGGGCAGCUUUAAAGGUAUCCCCUCAUAUCGCUUCAUCACACCUAAAACCAUGUUUGCCAACGGGUCCGAGUACGCGCCCAACGAGGGCUUCUGUCCCUGCCGACAGUCCGGGCUUCUGAACGUCAGCAGCUGCCGACACAACUCUCCAGUCUUCAUCUCCCAGCCUCACUUCUUCAAUGCUGAUCCUGUGCUGCUGGACUAUGUUGAGGGCCUCUCUCCCAAUGAGAGCGAUCACAGCACCUUCAUAGAGAUUCACCCACUGACAGGUGUCCCGCUGAAUGUGGCCGUCCGCCUGCAGCUCAACCUCUACAUGAAGAGAGUGCCGGCUAUUACCGAAACUGGCAAGAUUUCUGAGGUGGUGAUGCCCAUGAUCUGGUUCCAGGAGAAUGGCUACAUCGACGGCCCCAUCCUCAAGACGUUCCACACAAACCUGGUGGUUCUGCCUGAGGUGAUGAAGUGGAUGCAGUACGUUUUCAUAGUCCUCGGCGUGGUGCUGCUGAUAAGUGGCGCGUUGCUGUAUUACAGAGCCAAGCAGACGGCUAAUAAAAAGGCUGGAAAGAAAGACCCCCAUGGCCUCCAGCAUCAAAGAGCCGGUUAAUGCUCCGCAGGGGAAAGGUGUGGCGGGUAAUUCAGAUGCAGAUAUUUGAGUCAGACGGCGACGCACAUGUGAGCACUUCAUACGGAGAGAAGGAGUCACUGCUUCAAGAUGACUCGGACUGAAACACAGACAACGCUUAGCUUCUCUGUGAAGUUUACACUCAGGUUCAUGUAAUUAAUGUGUAUAGGUGAAGAUGCAUGUGUAACCUGAUGUGUAAAGGUGAAAAAUAUUUUCUGAACAUGUGUUCAGUGAUUAUCAGUGUUAAUGGGAACUCGAUCGCUAUCUGGUCAUUAAUUGUCAGAUGUUUUUACAGUUUUGAUGAAUUUUGUACCAAAGGAACAGCAGCUCAGCAUUUUAACACUUGUGUUAAAAGCCUCCUAGCACUUGAGCAGAGCCAAAGCACACAUUUCUGUAAAGUACUGUUUUCUUUAAAGCUGUGACUGUUUCCUGGAUGUAAAUUUUGUUGGACUGAUUUCACAGUUUAUUUUCCCUUCUUUUGUAUAAUGAAAAGUGUUUAAAUUAUAAAAAGAAACAAAUGAUUGA
This is a messenger RNA of Betta splendens (Siamese fighting fish), 2199 nucleotides long. It is a transcript of the gene scarb1, whose product is annotated as scavenger receptor class B, member 1. Gene Ontology annotation, biological process: cholesterol efflux; cholesterol import; plasma lipoprotein particle clearance. The record is from RefSeq and is a predicted model, not a curated record. Bases 193 to 1656 code for a protein of 487 amino acids. Gene Ontology annotation, molecular function: scavenger receptor activity; low-density lipoprotein particle binding; lipid binding. The transcript has 14 exons. Gene Ontology annotation, cellular component: caveola; cytoplasm. NCBI's taxonomy places the organism in Eukaryota, Metazoa, Chordata, Actinopteri, Anabantiformes, Osphronemidae.